UGGAUGGAUGGAUGGAUGCCCGCCUACAAUGGCCACCGCCUGUCUGCCUACCCGCUUCUCGGGCCCUCUCUCUCUCUUCGGCUGUCCGUCUGUCUGUCUGUCUGUCUGUCUGAUUGUCGGCCUCGCUGCAAUGGCGCCCGCCUUGUCCUGCUACAACCCGUCCGUCUCGUCUGGUAUUCCUGUCUUCGGAGCUGCUGCUGCUGCUGCUGCGCUCAGCAAGCCGGAUGGAUGCCUGUCGACAAUCCCCCGUCCCUCUGCCUCUAGUGGGCCGACCGUCGAUCGGGUGCGUUCGAGAGGUACAGCAGUGGUCAGACAGACACAGCUGGCAGGCCCUGUUGGGACUCUCUGGCAAGAAACUGGGAACAAACCCCCGUACUUUGCAUGUAUGUGUGUGAGUGUGCUGCCACUGGCCUACAACGAUACAAUGUCCGGUUUCGUGCAGUCAUGCCCGCCGUUUCCUCCGCCCCUUGUUCUGCGCGUUGCUAGCCUCGACGCCCGACGGCCACGCACUAUACCUCGCUACGCCGAGUCGUCUCCCUCUCCCUUUGUGUGUCUGGGAAAGAUGGUGCGUUUCCGCGAUAGGAACCGUCAGCUCACCACGGCCCGGCACAGCGUGAGGGUUGGCCAACAAGAGAUCGGCCAGUGGUGCCUCGCCCGCCCGCUCGCUCGCUCGCUCUCUUUGUCGUCAGCCUGUAGCCCGCAACAGUGGCGUAGGCGGGCUUGGGGCCGUUCCGUGGAACAGGGGCGGUGACGAGACGGCUCAAACUGUCG
Colletotrichum navitas is the source of this 771-nucleotide messenger RNA. RefSeq lists its product as uncharacterized. The record is from RefSeq and is a predicted model, not a curated record. The transcript has 2 exons. Bases 8 to 751 code for a protein of 247 amino acids. NCBI's taxonomy places the organism in Eukaryota, Fungi, Ascomycota, Sordariomycetes, Glomerellales, Glomerellaceae.